AGAUAGAUGAAUAUUGUACCUAUGACAGUCCAUAAAACGUAAGAGAUCAGAGGGUCUUAGGUGCACCCCAUUUGUCUCACUUUGUCAUUGUUUCAACAGCAGAACAGAACACCGUGUUCCUGAACACUCAUAUUGUAAGCUGGACUGCAGACAAAGACCGCGCAUACACACACACAUUAUUAUCUUACAUCAAGGAAACAAAUUCAAAGUUGAGUGAAGGUGAGCUAUGUUUAGUUGUAUGUGUCUUUUGUUGUUGUUGUGGGUGGGGGGUGGUACAGUAGAUAUGCAUGAGAGGUGUGUGUUAUGUGUGUUCAUAUGUAGUGGUUGCAGUCUGGCCAGUUUUAAAUCACUCUCACAAACUAAACUGCCCAGUUUUUCAUACGCAGGCCUGACUGAAGAAGAGGAUCUUGCCAUGUCCAGUGAUGUUAACAGGGAGGCUGUGUUCCAGGCGACAAAGGUUCGAACCCAUUUGAAAAAAGAUGGAAGCUGGAUCAACAGAUCUCAAAAUGUUGAGGACACACAGUCCGAUGUAAAAGCAAGUAAACAAAUAAAGUUAGGAAAACCUAAUAACAUGUCAUCACUUGAAAGCAGUUCGGUCUCUUCCUCCAUCAUGCCACGUGCAGAGAGUACCACUCCCUCCUCCGGCCUUGACUCAUCCACACCUCCACAAAGCUCUAAUGUCAUGUCAGCAUUAAGGAAAUUUGAUGCACAUCCUGUCCUUGAGGACUCCAGGAGAGCACAUGUAGGAAAAGCAGUGGAGACAUCCAUAGUCAAAGCUACAGAGCAACCACUAAAGACACCAGCAGAUGCUUCUGUAAAGGAAAUAGUGAAAAAACCAGUCACUAUACCUGUAGAGGAACCAUUGAAGACACAUGCAGACACUCCUAAAACAGACGUAGUGAAGAAACCUGUUGAAGAACCAUUGAAGACACCUACAGAUGUUCCUGUAAAAAACAUAGUGGAGAAACCUACAGAGAAAUCACUGAAGACACGCACAGAGACUGUAGAGGGAACAAGGAAGACACCUGUAGAUGGAGCUUCAACAGAUCAAACACAAUCCAGUGGAGUGCUGCAGGAGAAAACAGCCAAAACCCUACAUGAGAACCCAACAAAGCCUUCAGGAACACUGACUACAAAGAAUAAAGAAGAUGAUACAGCUGAACAAGUCUCAAUAGCACAUGCAACUGUAGUAGAGGCUCUACUCGAACCCAGACCGGCCGAAAACCAGCCUACAAGUGAAAAGGGGGAACUUUCACUAAUAUCUGCUCUGGAAACUCCAACUAAAGAAUCAUCAACUAGAUCAACUACAGAACCAACCAAAGAACCCCGUGUGACAGCCCUGGAAGAGAACCACAGACUGAACAGUCAAGCUAAACUGAAUAAAACCAUGUGUUCCUUCUGCAAGCUGCCCAUAGAUGGAAAUGUGAAAAUCUCCAUCAACAUUCCUGCCAUUUGCUGCCAUCCGGAUUGUUUCAAGUGUAAUGGUUGUGGCCAUCCUCUGGGCGAUCUCUCUUCAUAUAUGUACCACUAUGCUGGGAAAAUCCUCUGCGAGAAAUGCUUUGAUCAAAUCUUCCAGCUCUGAUGAGUCUUCCUACUGCAACCUACUCCACUACAACUUAUCACCAUGAUACCCAAGCACAUCUCAGUGUCUACCAGCAAGUUUGCUGUAAUUCAGCACUAAUUUAUAAAAAACAACAACAACAAAAAAUCAGUCUUUAUCAGUAGAGGAACUGGUGUCGUAGGUUUAUUGUACAUUGUUAAUUCAACAUCAUUUUUCAUUAAAUGGUCAGGUUGUGUGUGCUUGUCUUGCUAUUUACUGAUAAAAUUCCCCAUGGGGUUUAAUGAAGGAUUUCUCUCUUUCUGAUCAAUAUAUUCCUUGUCUUCUCUUCACAAUUCACUGUUUCAAAUGUAUUGAAAAAAAAUAUCAUAUCAGCUUAAAGGAGAAAUUUGCUUCCAGAAUGAAAAUUUCCUGAUAAUUUACUAACCCUUAUGUCAUUCAAAUGUUCAUGUAUUUCUUUCUUCAGUCGAACAUAAAUUAAGGUGGACUUCAAUGUGGAUCAAUGUGUUGAAGGUCCAAACAGUAGUUUUAAUGCAGCUUCAAAGGGCUUUACACAAUCCCAGCUGAAGAAUGUGUGAAAUGAAUCUAGUGAAAUGUUCAGUCAAGAAAAAUGCAAAUUUACAGACUUUUUAACCACAAAUGCUCACUAGCUCGACCUCAUGCAUAAUAAUCAUGCACGUGUGAUGUAGGCGGAUGUAGCAACCCCGUGUUUACAAAGCGAAAGAAUAAAGAAAGUCUUUACAUCUUUGCCAAAAAAGGUUAAACAAUGACGUUGGACGAUUUUGAAGUUAGGGGAGAAAAUGAGGUGGAGUUGUUCGCCAUACCCUACCUUUUUAACCGACAAGACAAAGAACUAAUCUUCAUGACUUUUCCAAUGUGAUUACACAAAGCAUGAAGUCAUGGAUGCACAUAACAGAGCUAGUGCAAAACAAGCAUUAGUGGUUAAAAAGUAUGCAAAAAGAAAACGCUAGGACCUUUGAAGCUGCAUGGAAACUGCAGAUUGGACUUUCAAUCCAUUGGCCACCAUUUGUUUGAGUAAAUUAUCAUUGCAAGGAAAUUUUCAUUCAGGCAUUGAACUUCUUUAACUUAUCCAGUUUACAUGUCUGUAGCUGUGAGACAAAUUGACAACACUGAUCAUCUGCUUUCAUUAAAGUUUAUUCAACACACAGUUUAUGUAAAUUCACUUUAGUCUGAAUUCUGCAUGUUUU
Messenger RNA from Carassius auratus (goldfish), 2766 nucleotides. Its product is annotated as zinc finger protein 185. The transcript has 7 exons. The record is from RefSeq and is a predicted model, not a curated record. NCBI's taxonomy places the organism in Eukaryota, Metazoa, Chordata, Actinopteri, Cypriniformes, Cyprinidae. Bases 227 to 1582 code for a protein of 451 amino acids.